CUCGCAGCAUCCGCGGGAGAAAUGGCGGCGGAUCCGGUUACCGAUCCGAUCAGCUGGAUUCAGCUGGAACCACAAUGAGUCCAAACACACCGAUCAAUUGAACCGAGUCCGCAGAUACGGGUCUGGAUCAAAGAUUAAAAGCGGAUUUAAGCGCGUUCGUCACGGGAAUCUAAUUUGAUAUUAUCAUCAUGGAUCUGUUCGGGUUUCUCAAUUUAAACGAGCUCGCGCUCGGACUGUCGAAUCUGCCCAUGUUUCCGUACUUUGACAUGGCGCAUUAUAUCGUAUCAGUGAUGAGUCUGAGAGAACAGCCAGGAGCGUUGGAGGUUUCUCAGCGCAGUCCGUUCGCCUGCUGGUUCAGUUCUAUGCUGUAUUGUUUCGGAGGGGCGGUUCUCUCUGCGAUCAUGAUGGCGGAAGCGCCGGUCGCACCGCUAUCCAACAGCACCAACUUACUGCUGGCCUCACUCAUGUGGUAUCUGGUGUUUUAUUGUCCUCUAGAUAUAAUUUACUCGUUGGCGUCCAUCUUUCAUGUGCGUCUGUUUCUGACCGGUAUGAAGGAAGUGACACGUACCUGGAAGGUUUUGGGCGGAGUCACACAGGCAGGCAGAAAGUACAAAGACGGGCUGUUUGUGAUGAUUGCAGUGGGCUGGGCCAAAGGUGCAGGUGGAGGUCUCAUCAGGAAUUUUGAGCAGUUGGUUCGUGGCGUCUGGAAGCCUGAAACGAAUGAACUGCUGAAGAUGACAUACCCGACUAAGGUGACCCUGCUGGGAGCCGUUGUGUUUUCUCUCCAGCAGUGCCUUUACCUCCCGAUCCAAACACAUCACCUGAUCUUCAUCUACACGCUCUUCAUCGUCACUAACAAGACACGGAUGAUGCUGUUGGGUUCGUCCUCGUAUCCCUUUUCAAUGGUGGAGUCUGUCGUUUACAAAACUCUGUUUGUACGACCUCUGACCUUUUCUCCUCUGGGUGACCUGACUCAAAGCUCAGGUCAGAGUUGCUCCAUUUCUCAGAACCACAACAAACCAAACGGCUCGACAUCCACCCGCACACAGGACAGAAAACACCACGAUACCAACGACACAGACCAAACGGACCCACAAGAGUCGGCAAAAGCUAAAAAGACCAAAUGAGUCGUGACCAAUGAGAGACGGUCUUACUGGAUCAUCUUGUAGCACAAACUUUGAUUUCCGGUGACACUUUUCUAAACUUUUUCCUGCUGAGAAUGUUUUAAAAUGCACAAAUCCUCUUUUUUUAAUCUGUGUAUGUUGCUCUGAUAUGUAUAUAUUUGCUAAUAAUUCACAGAAAUUUCUAUUCUUUUCUAUUCUGUAAUUGUGAGUGUAUUUUACAUUAUUCAUAAAAUGCAUUUUAUGAAUGCAAUCACAGAUUGCUGAAACAUGUUUCACUGAGAGAUAUUUUGAAUGCUGAAAUCGUUUAAUAUAAAUCACUUGCACUUCA
Molecule: messenger RNA, 1452 nt
Organism: Myxocyprinus asiaticus (Chinese sucker)
Lineage: Eukaryota; Metazoa; Chordata; Actinopteri; Cypriniformes; Catostomidae
Product: trimeric intracellular cation channel type B-like
Exons: 6
Coding region: 189-1127 (312 amino acids)
Biological process (GO): potassium ion transmembrane transport
Cellular component (GO): membrane
Molecular function (GO): identical protein binding; potassium channel activity
Source: RefSeq, a predicted model, not a curated record